AUGGCUGAGAUUCGAACCUCUCCUGGGGGGGUCUCCCCGGUGAGUGUGAGUCCGGCCUCUUCGACAGGUCAGAUUCCCCUGAACAGACCUCCCAAACUCAAAGGGCGGCACAAGUUGCUGCAAAGCCUCCAGCGUAUUUCGUCUUCCCCGAGCUUGACUCGACGUGGUCGUUCGGCCUCCACGGGCUACCGCCGAGAUGGAAAAGCUUCUCUAUCCUGUGUCUCUCUCUCGCAAUCGUCAUACACCCCUUGCCUUGGCAAUGGGAGCUCCUCUCAACUCUAUGGGGGACUAAAUGUCCGCCCGAUGACUUCCGGUCAAAACGCCAGUCCCGACGAGACUCCCGAUGGAAAUGCCCGAAUCCGUCUCUUUGGAUCUGACUCUCCGAACGGGACUCAGUACAAGACCGUCCCGUUGCCGACGGAUAUGAGACCGGGUUCCCGUGGGUCUCCCUUAAGCAGCGAUGCCUUGGAGAUUUCUGCGUCGCCAGCCAAGCCAAAGAAGCCAUUUGACUUCUGGGGCAGCAUGCCCGAGGAACUCCGGAUGCACAUCUUCCAGUACCUGACUCCGAAAGAAAUCGUUCGCUGCUCUGCCGUCUCGAAAACCUGGAACAAAAUGUGCUACGACGGACAGCUUUGGUCGAAGGUGGAUACGACCGACUACUAUCGCGAUAUCCCUAGCGAGGGUCUUGUGAAGCUGAUCGCUGCCGGUGGUCCCUUCGUGCGGGACCUCAAUCUCCGAGGCUGUAUCCAGCUGAAAGACAAGUGGCAGGCCGAGGGCGAGCGUAUCACCGAUCUGUGUCGCAACGUUGUCAAUUUCUCGCUCGAGGGUUGUCGCAUCGACAAGACCUCUAUCCAUUACUUUCUUCUACGAAACCCGCGCUUGGAAUACAUUAACCUCUCUGGCUUGGCCGGCGUGACAAAUUCGGCCAUGAAGAUCAUCGCCCAGUCGUGCCCGCAACUAGAGAUACUGAACGUGUCUUGGUGUACCAGCGUGGACACUACCGGCCUGAAGAGGAUCGUGAAGGCCUGUCCUAAAUUGAAGGAUCUGCGGGCAAGCGAGAUCCGUGGCUUUGAUGACACGAGCUUUGCGCUGGAACUGUUCGAGCGAAACACCCUGGAACGUUUUAUCAUGAGCCGCUCGGACUUGACAGACGACUUUUUGAAGACCCUUGUCCACGGCCUUGAUCCUGAAAUGGACCUGCUCCUCGAAAGACCCGUUGUACCUCCUCGUCGCUUCAAGCACCUCGAUAUCCACCAGUGCCCGGAUUUGACGGAUGACGGAGUCAAGGCUCUUGCCUUCAACAUUCCCGACAUCGAGGGUCUCCAGUUGUCGCAAUGCCCCGAGCUCAGCGACGAUUCUAUCAUGACUGUCGUCCAAACCACCCCUCGUCUGACCCACCUCGAACUCGAAGAUCUUGAAAGGAUUACGAAUAAUUCACUCAUUGAAGUCGCCAAGUCGCCUUGCGCCUCGCGCCUCGAGCACCUGAACAUCAGCUAUUGCGAGAGCCUGGGGGAUAUCGGCAUGCUUCAAAUCGUCAAGAGUUGCCCUUCUCUCCGCACGGUGGAAAUGGACAACACCCGAGUCUCCGAUCUUACGUUGAUGGAAGCCAGCUAUCGAGUUCGCAAGCGCGGCUACAACGAGAACCUCCCUCAAAUCGGCCUGCGCUUGGUCGUCUUCGACUGCGCCAACGUGACGUGGGCCGGCGUCAAGGAGGUUCUAUCGAGCAACGCCUACGUCCCUCGCUCCCGCAAGUCUCUCUCAUCCAUCUCAGUAGUAGCACAGGCUAUCCUCCCCAGCCAAAACGGAAGCUCCACGACGAUGGUCGCGUCCUCCAUUACCCCGCCACCGCCGCCCACGGUCUACCCCAACGAAAUCAUCCACCUCAAGUGCUUCUACGGCUGGCAGAUGACCGUGGACGAGCACAACAAACGCGUCCUGCGCGGCGACCUCUCCGCCGCAAGCCGACUCGAUCGCAAAUGGUCCGACUACAUGAUCGCCACCGAAGAAGCCGGCGUGGCCGGCGCGGGUGCCCGACGACGACGGCGUCGCGCGCGCGAGGCCGAGAGAAUCUACAACGCCGACGACGAGGAAGGGGCAUUCGGUCCUCUGGGUGGUCGUCGCAGGCGAGCGCAAAGCGGGGGCUCCUGUACGAUCAUGUAA
Aspergillus steynii IBT 23096 is the source of this 2160-nucleotide messenger RNA. Its product is annotated as F-box domain protein. The transcript has a single exon. Gene Ontology annotation, cellular component: SCF ubiquitin ligase complex. Gene Ontology annotation, molecular function: protein binding. The coding region runs from base 1 to 2160 and encodes 719 amino acids. The record is from RefSeq and is a predicted model, not a curated record. NCBI's taxonomy places the organism in Eukaryota, Fungi, Ascomycota, Eurotiomycetes, Eurotiales, Aspergillaceae. Gene Ontology annotation, biological process: SCF-dependent proteasomal ubiquitin-dependent protein catabolic process.